UAAAGAAAGAAAACGAAUUCGCGGUUAACCUAAGUAUCAUAAAACUACGCCAAGCAAUAGCAGCUGCAAUGGAGCAAAGCAAUAACAAUGGAUACCUCAAUCCAGCUUAUGUGGGCUCACUAAAUGCCACCACGAUCUCCAUACCGGGAGCGUACAAAACCAAUGCAGAGACCACAGCCAAGGAAGCAGCGAAUGGUCAUAAGCCCAGCGAAACAACAACCCCGCAAAAGCAGACGGAGGAUGAGACGGAGGCAGACGUGGGAGAGGGCAUCAAACGCGAUGGCUGGAACAAUGAUAUUGAGUUUCUAAUGUCCUGCAUUGCUCUGAGCGUCGGGCUCGGCAAUGUGUGGCGCUUUCCCUUUAUUGCACUCGAGAAUGGCGGCGGUGCAUUUCUCAUACCCUAUCUGAUAGUGCUCAUAUUGGUGGGCAAGCCAGUCUACUAUCUCGAAAUGCUGCUGGGACAGUUUUCGAGUCGUGGCAGCGUUAAAGUCUACGAUUUUGCGCCCAUCAUGCGAGGCAUUGGCUACGGUCAGGUGCUGGCCACGGGCAUUGUGACAACCUAUUAUGCCACAUUAAUGGCCAUCACGCUGCGCUAUUUUGUGGAAUCAUUCUACCCCACACUGCCAUGGAGCUACUGUCGCUCCGAGUGGGGAUCCAGCUGCUUGGACUCGGCACCACAAACGCUGCCAAUGAGCGAAGCUAAUGGCAAAGCAUCCGAAGUCCGAACCACCUCAGCAGAGUUCUACUUUACCAACAUCAUACUGAGAGAGAAGACGAGUAUUGAUGAUGGCAUUGGCUAUCCCAGCUGGACUCUGGCAGUUGCAUUGGCUGCUGCUUGGCUCAUUAUUGCGGGGAUUAUGUUCAGGGGUGUUAAGAGCUCCGGCAAGGCGUCCUAUUUCCUGGCUCUCUUCCCAUACGUUGUCAUGGUCAUCUUACUCAUUCGGGCUCUCACGCUCCCCGGCGCUGUUGAUGGCGUGCUGUACUUCUUGAAGCCACAGUGGCACAAGCUAUUGGAACCCCAGGUUUGGUAUGCGGCCGUCACUCAGGUCUUCUUCUCUCUGGCCAUUUGUUUUGGCAACAUUGUGAUGUACGCCUCCUACAAUCGCUUUGGCCAGAAUAUCUAUAGAGAUGCCAAUAUCGUUACCACGCUGGACACAUUCACAUCCAUGCUCUCUGGCGUCAUCAUCUUCGGCAUAUUGGGCAACUUGGCGUAUGAGAACAAUACAACGGAUAUAUCGAAAGUUGUUAAUGGCGGACCUGGCCUAGCAUUCAUAUCCUAUCCAGAUGCCAUUGCUAAGUUCAAGGUGCUACCGCAGCUCUUUUCGGUGCUAUUCUUCCUCAUGCUCUUCGUGCUGGGCAUUGGCAGCAAUGUGGGCAUGGUCUCCUGCCUAACAACGGUGCUCAAGGAUGAGUUUGUCAGAAUCAAGCAGUGGCGCAUCGUGGUCUUCAUCGCCAUCAUUGGCUACUUAUUGGGUCUGCUGUACAUUACUCCAGGUGGACAGUUUGUUCUCAACCUGUUGGACUUCUUUGGCGCCACCUUCGUGGCCCUCGUGCUGGCCAUCUUUGAGCUGCUUGCCAUUGGCUGGGUGUAUGGAGUGAAGCGAGUGUGUCGCGAUGUUGAAUUUAUGCUGGGCAUCAAGACGUCCAAGUAUUAUCGUAUCUGUUGGGGCUUCAUUACGCCGCUCCUCAUGAUUACCAUCCUCGUCUACAUGCUCGCCCGAUACGAGCCCCUUAAGUACAAGGACUACACCUAUCUGCCAGGCGUUUAUGUUUUUGGCUGGUGCCUCAGCGCCUUUGGUGUGGGUCAAGUUCUGUUCUGGGCGAUAUCCGCAGUGAGAAGUCAACCCGCCGAGCUAAGCCUUUGCCAGCGCAUACGAAAAGCCUUUGAGCCACUGCCCAGCUGGGGACCCGCUGAUCCACACACCCUCAAACGAUACCAGCUCCACAUGGAGCAGGCCAAUGUGAGCGCAAUGUUCCAGCGCAGCGGUAUCUGGCACAAAAUCUAUGACAAUAUCUUUGGUUAGCAAUAAAAAUCUGUAGCAUUUAAUGCUCGUUGCAUGAACUGCUGCUCCGGCUCCGGCUACUGCUGCCAGCCUGCCACUGUUUUCGCAACACUAAACUGAGUACAGCGCAACCCUUUUAUAAUAAAAAUUCAACACAAAAAUCCAGGCUUAAGUGCCAAAUGUAGUCGCAGCGAUAGCUCGCCCAAAGCGACCAUGAUGUCAAUGCAAUCCAUUCGAGAUGUGCACGUGAUCAAGUCUGAAAUCGAAAACUGACAAAUAUACUGGGAACCAAUACUACUCGUAAACUCCAACAAAUGUAAAUGAAUUUCAGAGUUAAGUAAUUAUUUAAGUAACGUUAGCAAAUAAAUGAGUGCGAGUACAUUAAGAAGAAGGCGCGAUUAGUCAUAAGAUAGACAAUAAUCGAUAAUUUUGUUUCAAUUAUUAAUCAUAUUAUAUGUUAAAAGAAGUUAUUGUGCAUCUCAAAUUUAGAAAGACCUCAGCAACGUUUUCAAUACUCCUGUUUUUAAGCUAAAAAGUAAUGCCCUUAAUUCC
Messenger RNA from Drosophila albomicans, 2555 nucleotides. Its product is annotated as sodium-dependent nutrient amino acid transporter 1. The coding region runs from base 69 to 2024 and encodes 651 amino acids. Gene Ontology annotation, cellular component: membrane. Lineage: Eukaryota; Metazoa; Arthropoda; Insecta; Diptera; Drosophilidae. The transcript has 7 exons. Gene Ontology annotation, biological process: sodium ion transmembrane transport. Gene Ontology annotation, molecular function: L-amino acid transmembrane transporter activity. The record is from RefSeq and is a predicted model, not a curated record.